Messenger RNA from Pan troglodytes (chimpanzee), 1200 nucleotides. Its product is annotated as speedy protein E2-like. Lineage: Eukaryota; Metazoa; Chordata; Mammalia; Primates; Hominidae. The record is from RefSeq and is a predicted model, not a curated record. The coding region runs from base 260 to 655 and encodes 131 amino acids. Gene Ontology annotation, molecular function: protein kinase binding. The transcript is spliced from 2 exons. Gene Ontology annotation, biological process: positive regulation of cyclin-dependent protein serine/threonine kinase activity.
UCAGCCUGGCAGUUACAUGUGUUUUUCUUCAAACUGGCUGCCAGGUUGGAAUGACCAAUGACAUCAGAGAUUCCAACCUUCCUGAUUGGAAGGACUGGACUCUGUGGGCGCCUGGGAGCUCAGGUGGACAACAGCAUCUUCUCAGAGCUGUUCUCCACUCCUGACUUCUCCCAGCCUCGAAAAUUGACAACACACUCUUCUGGGUCUUAGCAGAGUCCAGAAGAAGGCCUUGGACAGAACAGAGACUAGGUUCCGUGGGAUGGGACAGAUUUUGGGAAAGCUCAUGACCAGCCAUCAACCGCACCCCCAGGAUGAGGAGCAGAGCCCCCAGCCCAGCACCUCGGGGUACCCCCUCCAGGAGGUGGUGGAUGAUGAAGUGUCAGGACCAUCAGCCCCUGGGGUAGAUCCCAGCCCCCCAUGUAGGUCCUUUUGCUGGAAAAGGAAGAGGGAGUGGUUGGACAAAUGUGAGGAGGAGCCAGAGAAGAAGCUCACCCCCGAGCCUGAGGAGACCUGGGUGGUGGAGAUGCUGUGUGGGCUCAAGAUGAAGCUGAAGCAACAGCGAGUGUCACCCGUGCUCCCUGAGCACCACGAGGCCUUCAAUAAUCAGAUUGGUAGCAGGACACUGCAGGGAGCACCUCCAAUCCUGUUCUUCUAAAAAAGAGGAAACUUCCAAUAACCACUAUUUUCCAAUGGGAAAAAUAUGCCCCCAUUGGGUGAGCUCUCCAUGUGGGAGGACUCAGAAGUGAUCACUCAUGAGGGACGCUUAGGAGACAAUAGAGGAUUAGGCUAGACUUGAUAAAGGUCAGUGCUUGGGAUAAGAAAGCUUUGUUUUGGGCCAGGUGAGCUUACGCCUGAGAUACCAGCAUAUUGGGAGGCUGAGGCAAGGGGAUUGCUUGAAUUCAGGACUUUGAGGCUGCAGUAAACUAUGACUGCACCACUGCACUCCAGCCUGGGUGACAGAGCAAAACCCUGUCUCAAAAGAAAAACCAAGGCUGGGCACAGUAGCUCAUGCCUGUAAUCCCAGCUACUCAGGGGACUGAGAGGAGAAUUGCUUAAACCCGGGAGGCAGAGGUUGCAGUAAGCCAAGAUCACGCCAGUGCGUUCCAGCCUGGACCACAGAGCACGACUCUGUCUCAAAAUAAAUUAAUAAAUAAAAAUAAAAAUCAAAUAAAGAAAAACAAAAUCAAUAAACAAAGAAAG